Messenger RNA from Stegodyphus dumicola, 694 nucleotides. RefSeq names its product kinesin associated protein 3 (gene Kap3). Gene Ontology annotation, biological process: cilium organization; microtubule-based movement. The record is from RefSeq and is a predicted model, not a curated record. Gene Ontology annotation, cellular component: axoneme; ciliary transition zone; kinesin II complex. Lineage: Eukaryota; Metazoa; Arthropoda; Arachnida; Araneae; Eresidae. Gene Ontology annotation, molecular function: kinesin binding.
UACUGAAUAAAUUUUCUAGGAAUUUGCUGAUAUUUUUUGUGAAGCUAUACAUAGGAGUACUGGGAAGAAUGAUGAUUUCAUACUUGAGUGCCUAGGAGUGAUGGGAAAUCUGACUAUACCUGAAUUAGAUUAUGAAAUGUUGUUAUUCCAAUAUGAUUUGCUGGGAUUCAUGAAGAAAAAACUGUCGCAAGAAAAUUGUGAAGAUGAUAUGAUUUUGGAAGUAAUAAUACUAGCUGGGACAUUUGCUGCUGAAGAGGUUUGUGCUUCAACAUUACUUGAAUCAGGAAUUAUUAAACAUGUCAUAGAACAUCUAAAUGCAAAACAAGAAGAUGAUGAAAUAGUUUUGCAUAUUGUGUAUUUAUUUUACCAGCUGAUAUAUCAUCGAACAACUAGAGAUGUCAUAAUAAAAGAAACUCAAAUACCUGGGUACCUUUUAGAUUUGAUGCACGACAAAAAUACAGAAAUCAGAAAACUUUGUGAUAGGAGUUUAGAAAUUAUUUCUGAAUAUAAUGAAGAAUGGGCAAAAAAAAUUCAGGUUGAAAAAUUCCGUUGGCAUAACUGCCAGUGGCUUGAAAUGAUUGAAUCUCAGCAAAUGGAUGAUGCAGACUUUUUUGGAGAAGAUUCCUAUACUCCUAGAAUUCAAGAUUUCCUUAAUCCUUCUGAUUUACUUUAUGGAAGUGGUAAGAAGCUUUAA